Aspergillus pseudoviridinutans is the source of this 3495-nucleotide messenger RNA. RefSeq lists its product as uncharacterized. NCBI's taxonomy places the organism in Eukaryota, Fungi, Ascomycota, Eurotiomycetes, Eurotiales, Aspergillaceae. The record is from RefSeq and is a predicted model, not a curated record. Gene Ontology annotation, cellular component: extracellular region. Gene Ontology annotation, molecular function: chitinase activity; chitin binding. Gene Ontology annotation, biological process: chitin catabolic process; carbohydrate metabolic process. The transcript has 3 exons. The coding region runs from base 1 to 3495 and encodes 1164 amino acids.
AUGGGACCGACCUACUGCAGCGCUGAGACCUGCAUCAACAACUGCGAUGCGAAAGCCGAGUGCAAUCCAGACAACUGGCCAGACCAGUAUGUCAACGCGACCACCUGUCCCCUGAACGUCUGCUGCAGUCCCUAUGGGUUCUGCGGCACGACCGAGGAAUUCUGCGGCAACACCACCGUGACCCGGCCAUCCUGUGAUGCAGCCUCGCAGUCGAUCACCCGAGUCAUUGGCUACUACAACUCAGCGGCCGCGUCGCGGGGCUGCGGGGGCAUGCUGCCCGCGGCCGUGCCCCAGGGUGUCUACUCACACAUCUAUUUUGCCUUUGGGAGCAUCGACCCAGACACCUUUGAGGUCAUCCCGGCGUCCAAUGCCGAUACACUGCUCUACCCCCAGCUGCAGGCGCUUCAGAUGCGUGACUUGAGCCAGGAGCUCUGGCUCUCCAUCGGUGGUUGGGACUUUUCCGACAGUGGCACCCCGACGGCAACGACAUUCUCGGACCUGGUCGGGGCCAGCACGAGCCAGCAGAACGCCUUCUUCAAGUCGCUCAUCCAGUUCAUGACCACCUAUGGCUUCACCGGUGUGGAUAUCGACUGGGAGUACCCCGCGGCGGGCGAUCGGAACGGCCGGGAUGCCGAUUAUGCCAAUUAUCCCAGGUUCCUCGCUCAGCUAAAGAAGGCACUGGCCGCGUACAAGUUUGGCCUGUCCAUCACAUUGCCCACGAGCUACUGGUAUCUGCAGCACUUUGAUCUGGUAUCCAUCAACCCGUCGGUUGACUGGUUCAACUUCAUGACCUAUGACUUGCACGGCACCUGGGACAUCGGCAACCAGUGGACCGGGGCCUAUCUGGAUGCCCAUACCAACCUGACCGAGAUCACGACCGCAUUGGACUUGCUGUGGAGGAAUAAUAUCGAGCCCAAUAAGGUCAAUAUGGGCAUGGCCUUCUAUGGCCGCAGCUUGACCCUCGCCUCCGCCUCCUGCACUGAACCGGGGUGUCCGUAUCUUUCCGCCGGCGAUGCCGGCGACUGCAGUGCUACGGCCGGGGUCUUGUUCAACAGCGAGAUUGAGGCGAUCAUCAGUGAUAAUUCCCUGACCCCGCAGCUCUACACAGACGCCGCCGUCAAGACUAUCACCUGGAACGGCGACCAGUGGGUCUCAUAUGAUGAUGAGGACACCUGGAAGCUCAAGGCCGAGCUGGCCAAAUCUCAGUGUCUCGGCGGGGUCCUGGUCUGGUCAAUCGACAGUGACGACAACUCACACACAUUCUCCAAGGGACUGGCAGCUGCUCUGGGCAACGAGAUCAACCUGAAUAUGACAACCGGACUGACGUCCUCCAUGUUCGUCGAGGAGUACUCCUAUAUCGGCUCCUCUGUCAGCCUCUCCAGCCAGGACGCGUACUGCCACUUCAUCAAUUGCGGAGAUGUCUGCCCCAGUGGCUUCACCGUGAUCACGCGCGGCGACGAGACCUCACAGCUCAUGCUGGAUAGCACCGAGUGCCCACCCGGCGAUGGGCAGACCCAGACGCUCUGCUGCCCGACUUCCUCGGACGUGCCAACCUGCCAGUGGCGCGGCUUCCACAACAACGGCAAGUGCACGGGCGGCUGUAACGACGGCGAGGCCGAGGUGGGCACCACCGGCGCCGGUUGUACUCGCUCGGGCUACCAAUCGGCCUGCUGCUCCGUCACCUCGUCGACCGACCCCUGGUCCAAGUGCGCGUGGACGACCAGCUGUCAGAGCGACCAGUCGUGCCCCUCGGGCUAUUCCAACUUCGUGGUGGGCUCGCGGAACGGCUGGGGGGGCAUGCCCUCGUGCAGUGGCGAUGACACAUACAACUAUUGCUGCUCGGGUUCGUCGGUCCCCGAUGCCUUCACCAACUGCGACUGGAAGGGCCACGAGACAACCUUUGUCAACACGGAGUACUGCAGUGAUUCGUGCCCCUCCGGGUACAUCCGCGUCGCUGAGCAGACGAUCAACUUGGUCAUGGGGAACAACCAGAAGGGCCACACGACCGACUGCAGGUGGGGGAACGAGGCCUACUGCUGCAAGGGGUCCACUACCGUGGUUGUGCCCCGGGGCAUUUUGCCCGAGCCGGUCUCCUACAAGGACCAGACAGCCAAGGACUUUGACGCCUACCUGCAACAGUGGCUCAAUGACCCCGUGUGCCCCUUGACCUGGGAGGCCCAGUACAGCGCCACCUUUGACGACCCCUAUGUCACCCGACGAGACCUGGCGUACAUUCAGAGCAUCAACAACAGCAGCAGGAACAGGAACAGGAACACCGACAACAAUCCCCCCACCGGGUUCAGCGUGGCGGGGGCCCGGAGAGACAUGGUGGACCAAGCCAAUACGCUGGACCACCUGAUGCCCUUGAUGGAAAGCUGGAUCACUGCCGAAGUCCUGCGAAGUGAUAUCGACUAUCUCUAUAACCUGCGACUGGAGGAGCAUGGGCUGCAAAACGAUGCGGCCAAUUCGUCGACCCUGAGGGCGAUGUUCUUUGACGCCGCCGCCAAUAAUGGGUCGACAGUCUUCCUCUAUAGCCCGCCCUCGACCAUAUCUGACGAACUGUGCAACAUUGCCGAUUCGGCCCAUGGGUUGGACCGGCUCGAGUUCGCGUCCCAAUAUCUCUGCGACGAUCCAAGUGUUGACUCCACCCUGUCCUCGCGGACUGUGACCGUCGUAGGCACCACUGACCGCUCAGAGAACAAUUGUUACCCGUCCGUGAUGUAUGUCCUGAAUGGUAUUCUCAAUGGCGAUCUCGCCCUCCACUACCUGCGGUGGAUCCCGAGCUACAUUCGUAACACCCGCCGUAUUGACGAGGUGAUCCUCGAACUGGCCUUCUGGAUGGGCCCAACCCUGGGCGUGGCCGAUAGCACCGUCCGGACCAACUACGGGGAUCGCAGCCACACGGUGGCCACCGACAGGUGGAUCGUCAUGCACAUGCAUAUCCCACUCGACACGCAUACAUUCGUGGGGGUCGACAACGUUUGGUACGUGGGAGUCCGGAACAUGGGCAUUUACCACAGCCAGGGCUCCUACCAGCCCCGGGCCAUCACCCCGGGACACGCCCGGGGGUCUCGGGCUGAAUUCCGCUAUUCAAGCUCCUACGCGGAUGGGAACUAUAACACGGGCGAUCUGCGAGACUACAAUUCCCGCACUGAUACCAUCGCUUGUCCCCGACAGCGCCGCGGCGAUGCAGCGCAGCGGUGGUAUCCUGGUCGGAGACGGGACAGUACUGUUCCUGGGUCGGCCAAUCCGAGUGCGGAUUAUGGCCAGUUGCUGAAUAACUUUGGAGCAUGGCUGCACGACCAGGGUACCUUCUCCGUGCAAAAUCUGGCGUACCUCUGGCCAAUCCUGCCAAAUAUCGACAUCUCGAACGGCUAUACUGCAGCAGACGUCAAUGCGAGAGGCGAGUUGAAACCCCGGGCCGGUGCGUUCGAUGAGAAUUGGCGGCCGGAUGGAGUCGCACCGAGGGAUCCAUCGUACUAUUCCAAUGUUUGA